AUGCUAAAGCAAACUGUUCAAACAAUAUUUGUUCGCGGAUGCGAGAAGGUUUCUCCCAAAAUUUUGAAAGAUAUUGUUCGCGUUAGAGAGUCUGCUUUGGAUAUUAGAGUAAAGGAUAAGACACAUACAUUCCCACUAUGUGUUCAGUCUAGGAUAUAUGUAGUGGCUUUCGGAAAAGCGUCAAUUGGAAUGACAAAAGUAAUUGAAGAAAGUUUAGGAAGCUCAUUCACAGAUGGUAUUGUGAUAGCACCAGAAUCAAUGACCAUAGUUUCCAUGAAAUCAAAAAUAUACUUGGCAGGAAAAAACAAUCUGCCAGAUGAGAACUCGGUUUCGUCAACAAAAAAAGUUCUGGAGUUCUUAAAACAGAUUGAUAGUCCUGACUCCAUUGUGUUGUUUUUGAUAUCAGGGGGAGGAUCAGCUCUUCUCUGCUCACCCAACAAAGUGUCUCUAUCUGAAAAGCUGGAAACAAUUAAGUUGAUGGUGAAACAAGGAGCUUCUAUACAACAACUCAAUACCAUAAGACAACAUCUCUCGGAAGUAAAAGGCGGGAAGUUGUUGUCAAAGUUAUUGAAAUCCAAGGUGAUUUCUUUGAUCCUGAGUGAUAUUAUUGGUGAUCCUAUUGAUCUGAUAGCGAGCGGUCCAACUGUGAUUCCACGGGGAAACAAAGGAAAUCCUUUUUUACUACUGCAAUCGUUGUCGAUCCCAGUCAAGGAGCUACCACCAAGUGUCAAACUACAGCUGUCAAGCCUUGAAACUGAAGCUGAAGCUGAGAUUAACAACCCCUCUAAUUUUAUAGUUAUUAAUAACGAGCUAAUUCUUGAAGAGGUACGAACUAGCUUGACGGAACAAGGAUUUCAGUCGCAUGUCGUUACAAAUAAACUUUCUGGAGAUGCCACUGAAAGAGGAAGAGAGUUCGCUCAAUUGAUUUCUUCUAAUUCUCAAAACUUUGAAGAGACACUUUUGAAGCUACACAGUAUUAGAAUACCUUGGGGUUUCAGCAAGUUAGCUCUUGUAUUCGGAGGAGAGACAACAGUGAAACUGAAAGGUUCCGGAUGCGGUGGAAGAAAUCAAGAAAUGGUUUUGUCCUGUUUGAAACAUUUGAAAUCAUAUUUCUCUUCCUUCUGUUUCUCAUUUCUUUUCAUGAGCGUCGGAACUGAUGGCCUGGAUGGUCCGAACAACGCUGCUGGAGCAAUCAUUACGGAGGACGAUGUCAGUAAAGCAGAUUUGGAUCAAUGUGAAAAUUCAUUGAACAAUUCGGAUUCGUAUAACUUCUGGAAGACUUUCAACCAAGGUCUUAGUCAUGUUGUGAUAGGACCAACUGGUACCAAUGUGAUGGAUGUUCAAAUUCUGCUACUUACAGUGAAUAAAGCUUAG
Auanema sp. JU1783 is the source of this 1374-nucleotide messenger RNA. The record is from the annotation of a GenBank genome assembly. NCBI's taxonomy places the organism in Eukaryota, Metazoa, Nematoda, Chromadorea, Rhabditida, Rhabditidae.